Molecule: messenger RNA, 1118 nt
Organism: Carica papaya (papaya)
Lineage: Eukaryota; Viridiplantae; Streptophyta; Magnoliopsida; Brassicales; Caricaceae
Source: RefSeq, a predicted model, not a curated record
AUGGCAGAGAAAUGGGAAGAACAUAAAGGAAUUUCAAGCUUAUCGGAGUGUUUUGCUCUUCUGCUUCCAGAAGGAGUAUUAAGAGAGAAAAUUGAGAAACUUGCUUCUUCCCUCAAGUUUCCUUUGAAGAAGUUGUUCGUGGUUGAUGGAUCUACAAGAUCAAGCCACAGCAAUGCAUAUAUGUAUGGAUUCUUUAAGAACAAGCGGAUUGUCCUUUAUGACACAUUGAUUCAGCAGUGCAAAAAUGAAGAGGAAAUUGUAGCUGUUAUUGCUCAUGAACUCGGCCACUGGAAACUAAAUCAUACAAUGUACUCAUUCAUUGCUAUGCAGAUUCUUACCUUUUUGCAAUUUGGAGGAUACACUCUUGUGAGGAACUCAUCUGAUCUCUUUAGAAGUUUUGGAUUUGAUACACAGCCAGUGUUAAUUGGCCUUAUCAUAUUUCAGCAUACUGUAAUACCAAUUCAACACCUAGUAAGCUUUGCUCUUAAUCUUGUGAGUCGAUCUUUUGAAUUUCAGGCUGAUGCCUUCGCCAAGAAGCUUGGGUAUUCCUCUACUCUUCGUGCUGCUCUUGUGAAGCUACAGGAAGAAAAUUUGUCCGCUAUGAAUACAGAUCCUUGGUACUCGGCGUAUCACUAUUCUCAUCCUCCUCUUGUAGAAAGACUUGCUGCUCUCGAUGAACCUGGUAAAAAGGCAGACUGAUCUGCACAACUUAGGAAUAGCUAGUCCGAAUUAUUUUGCUGGAUUUUACUGUUAAGGGAAAUUUGAUCAUGAGUCCACUGCUGUAAUAUUUUGUCUGUAUGAGAAACUCUUGGGUCUCAUGUUUCUUGUCAAGUUCAGAUAUGGAAUAUAUAGUAAAGAACUUAACAAGAAAAUCACUGAGGUUGAGGGAAAGGAAACCCGGAAGGGAAAAGUGCUGUAUGCUAUAUUAGUUUUGCGUUUGCAUGGGGUAAGGGAACAAAAAAAGGUCCUGUAUGUACAAGGAUGUUUAGGUGGGGAAAGUUUGAUACAAGUGCCCUUGCCUUUGCACGUGUCGUGGACUGAUUCGGCAAGAGUUGGAAUGGAUCUCCUUGUUAAAUGGUUUUGGCGGAAUUAAACAACAUCCAAACCUAGUUCUUAAA